UAUGUGCACGAGAGUCAGAGGGGUUGGAGAGGCUUUUUAUUGACAUGAUCAACAAGUGCACAUGAGUGGCUGGGUUACUGAUUACAGGUGAUGUUAUAGUUUGUUUGUGAUAAGGCUCUUGCACAAAGUCCUGCCAGAUACAGUGAGCCCUCAGCUACUUUGCCACAUCCUUCCCAUCCUUCAAAGGACAACUGCUCCUUCUCAGGUCCUUUUGGUGCUGUGUUUUUUCUUUUUCCUCUCAUCAGUUGAACACACAGCAGCAUCAUGAGUGUAGAGUCCAGAAAGACACGUGAGGCUUGCUGUUCCAAGCUCAAGCUCUUCCUGGCCUCUAUGUCAUUCGCAUACUUUUCCAAAGCCUUUUGUGGAGCCUAUAUGAAGAGCUCCAUCACCCAGAUUGAGAGGCGCUUUGAUAUCCCCAGCUCCCUCAUAGGGGUCAUAGAUGGCAGCUUUGAAAUGGGCAACCUGUUGGUGAUAGCCUUUGUGAGCUACUUUGGCGCUAAACUCCAUCGUCCCAGGCUAAUCGGUAUUGGCUGUCUGAUCAUGGCUGCUGGAUCUUUCCUCAUAGCCCUGCCUCACUUCUUCCAGGGACAGUAUAAAUAUGAGACCAGUAUGUCUCACAGUACAAGUGCCAACAGCACUGAGAACACCCUGCCCUGUUUGGCCAACCACAGCCUGGCUGAAGCCAAUGAGACGCCUGAUUUAGAGGCCAUAACAGCUUGUGAAAAGGCAGCUGGCUCGUCCCUGUGGAUUUAUGUGUUCUUGGGGAACAUGCUGCGUGGAAUUGGAGAGACUCCCAUCAUGCCUCUGGGUGUGUCCUACCUGGAUGACUUCUCCAGAGAGGAGAACACGCCUUUCUAUUUGGCCUGCAUCCAUACAGUGGGGAUCUUAGGUCCUAUGUUUGGUUUCAUGCUCGGGUCCUUCCUUGCUAAGAUCUACGUGGACAUCGGAUCUGUGGAUUUAGACACUAUCACCAUCAACCACAGGGACUCCCGCUGGGUGGGGGCCUGGUGGCUGGGCUUCAUAGUGACUGGCACGGUGGUCCUGCUGUCCAGUAUCCCAUUCUGGUUCUUGCCCAAGUCUUUGCCCAAGCAGGGUGAAGAGCAGAGCCAGAGUAAAGCCACAGAGCUCGCCACAGUGACAGAGCAGGAGAAUUUCCUGCCAGACGAAAACCAGGAGCAUGAGGAGAAGGAGAAGCCGGUUACAUUCCAGGAGUUGGCUAAAGAUUUCAUCCCAUCUCUGAGGAGACUCUUCAAGAACAGCAUCUUCUCACUGAUGGUCCUGAUGUACCUGGUGGCUGUCAACGGCUUCAUUGGCAUGAUCACCUUCAAGCCAAAGUUCUUGGAGCAAAUCUACGGCCAGUCAGCUUCCAAGGCCAUUUUCCUCAUAGGUAUACUCAACCUGCCAGCAGUAGCUUUGGGUAUCAUCACUGGAGGUUUUGUUCUGAAGCGUUUCAAGCUGGGUGUCAUUGGAGCAGCCAGGAUGUCCAUUGCUGCCUCCCUCGGGUCCUUGUGCCUGCUCUCCAUGCAGAUCUUCAUCUACUGUGACAAGGCAGAGGUAGCAGGUCUCACUGUCUCAUAUCAGGGGGCUUCUCAAGUGUCCUACAACCAACAGACCUUGGUGUCAGAGUGCAACAUGGGCUGCUCUUGCUCACUGAAGCACUGGGACCCAGUAUGUGCCUACAAUGGUGUGACAUAUGCCUCGCCCUGCCUGGCUGGCUGCCAGUCCUCCACUGGAAUGGGCAAGGAAAUAGUGUUUCAUAACUGCACCUGCGCUGGGGAGGUGAUGACUCCAGGCAUGAACAUGUCCGCGGUGCUGGGCCAGUGCCCCAGGAAGAGCAACUGUGAACACAUAUUUAAAAUCUACAUGGCCUUGUCUGUGGUGGGGUCUUUUAUUUCUGCCUGUGGGGGCACGCCAGGAUACAUCGUGCUGCUCAGGUCCAUACAGCCAGACCUGAAGUCGCUGGCUUUGGGUAUGCAGACACUGAUAGUAAGAACUCUUGGUGGAAUACCUCCUCCUAUAUAUUUCGGUGCUCUGAUUGACCGAACCUGUUUGAAGUGGGGUACCAAGCAUUGUGGAGGCCGUGGGGCAUGCAGACUCUAUGAUGCUGAUGCAUUUAGAAUGACAUUCUUGGGUUUGAUCACUGGACUCUACUGCCUAUCCAACAUGCUCUGGGGAGGCCUGUACUACAAACUUGUCAAGAGACAGAAGAAGUUAGCGCUGAGGAAUCAGGCCAAAGAAAAUGGACUGCAGGGUGACACAGCUGGCAAUGGACACGCCAACAUCAACAUUGCUAAAAACAAAGAAGACGGGGACAAUGAAAGCACAAUUUAAAGGAGGGAGUGUUUGAGGAGGGCAACGCCGCUGAGUAAUGCAGGUCACUGACAGAUUUUCUACUGCGUAAGUACUGUGAUGCAUCCAUACUGGACCAAAUGAGGGAAUGGUACAGUGUCCGCGCUCUUUGGUCUUCAAGCAGUACACUUUUUUUUUUUUUUUU
Messenger RNA from Epinephelus fuscoguttatus (brown-marbled grouper), 2494 nucleotides. Its product is annotated as solute carrier organic anion transporter family member 1C1-like. The transcript is spliced from 15 exons. Bases 265 to 2331 code for a protein of 688 amino acids. Gene Ontology annotation, cellular component: membrane. Gene Ontology annotation, molecular function: protein binding. Gene Ontology annotation, biological process: sodium-independent organic anion transport; transmembrane transport. The record is from RefSeq and is a predicted model, not a curated record. Lineage: Eukaryota; Metazoa; Chordata; Actinopteri; Perciformes; Serranidae.